AUGCAACCAAGCGAACCGCGGCUACGGCCAUCCCAUCAUGUAUUGCGGUUCUGUUCGUUGGUGCUUCGCCUGGCCAUAGCAGCAGCUUUUGUGCAACCUGGCGCUAGGUCCCAGACGGUUCAGGCGAGCCCAGCAUGCAUCACCCAACCUACGCCCUACAACAGCGUCAUGGACAACUACAGCCGCCGAUGGGGCAUCCUUGUAGACAGCACCUCCGCCAGCGCGCAGAAUACCACGUUCGAGGGCUCUUGCGCUUUCAAGGCAGCCGAUAGCGACCGGCCGCUCUACGAUUUCCUCACCGCACCUGCCUGCUCUGCCAAGCCCGAGUCAAUUACUUCGGAAAGCGACGCCCUUGGCCGGCUCUGGGGAUGGCAACUUGGGCGCGAAUGCGCAUACAAGGCCGCCGACAAUACACCUCUGAAGUUCCCGGCGGGCUCUGCCAACCUUACUGACGUGCAGCCUGUGACCGUCGACGAGAUGAUUACACGGGGUGCCGUGCUCACAGCACCGUCCAUAACGUGGCGUGCCUGGCCCGCCUGCGCCACGGCACCCACCAAGUAUGACAGCGUCAUGGACAGUCGCGGUCGGCUGUGGGGCUGGCAGAACAACGCGUCGUGCUGCUACAAGGACGCAGCCGGUGCACCCGUGUACGACUGGGUGACGGCGCCACGUUGCCUGGGUGACGUGGCGGAGGGCAGUCGCGUCGAUGCGGCCGGCCGGCUUUGGGGAUUCGAAGUGGGUUCUAGCUGUGCAUUCAAGGACCUGCAGCAACUGCCUCUGCGCAUUUGGGUCACGGCCGCCAGGUGCCCCACUUCACCCUCCCUGGACACAGCCGUCCCCGACGCUCAAGGCCGCCUGUGGGGCUGGCUGCACGAUUCGAACACCAGCUGCGCAUACCGCGAUGAUCAGGGCAAUGCACUCACCAUCGCUGCUACGUAUUCAGCAACCGUGCCAGCCUCCCAGCCUCCUCCGACUGCGCCCAGCCCCAACGCCACACCAGCACAGCAAGCUGCACCGGCAAAGGCCAUGACAUCGCCGCUUCUCCGAGGUUCCAGCGCCGGUGGCGCAAACGCUGCCGUUAACCCGGGCUCGGCCACCCAUCGACGGAUGGUGCGAAGCGUCAACGUGCGCCAGUCGCGCAGGUUAUCCGCCGCUUCGGGAGGUCAGCAUCUGAGGUCGCGUAUGGCUAUCGCCGCUGCCGCCGCAGACGCAGCUGCCAUAGGCCCCGCCAACGCUGCUAUUGCCGCCGCGGGCACUUUUCAUCGGAAACAAGACCGCAGCGCUGGGGCCCGCCGCCAAGCCCGUCAUGCCCAUCGCCACCUGUUAGGCUCCUGGGUUCCUAGCUGCACAACCUGGCCUGCUACCGCCAAUGUUGUAUCCGAUAACAAUGGAAGGUACUGGAGCACCAAUGAGGACGGGUCGAGCUGCAUGUAUCGUGACAGCGCCGGCAAUCCCGCGAGUCUGUGGGACAUCGUGCAAGCUUGCUCUGGCACCAGUCCGCGACCAUCUGACGGACAGGCCAGGUCGUGGGGAUGGGAGAACGGCCGAAGCUGUGCGUUCCGGAGCGGCUCUAGCAGCACCACGGCUUUCGCAGACCUCAACGACGGGUGGACCACUGCUCCGGCCUGCUCCGCUGACCCGACCACCAGCAAUUCAAAGGCCGAUAGCAAGGGCCGCAGCACCACCAUGAAGCCCAUGGACUACGCCACAGGCGACGUUCGCACGGCGCCCACCUGCUCUGGCGGCCCCAUGAUGGAGACCUCACAGCCCGACGACGUGGGCUACCUUUGGGGCUGGCAGGAUGGCAGGGCAUGCGUCUUUAAGGGCUCGGACGGAAAGGUGCUCUACUAUGCGGCGCUGAUUACGGGAGACUGGUCCGCUCAACCCGGAUACGUGCCUAAAGGCACUAGCAAGUCCGGCUGGUUCGAUGCACCCCGCUGCAGUCAGCCGCCUACGUGGGGUGCCAAGCCCGACAGCGAGGGGCGAUUGUGGGGCUACGAGAAUGGUCAGGGCUGUGUCUUCCGCGAUGCCCGUGGCUAUCCCCUGUUCUACUCGGAUCUGCAGAGCGGCAAUGUGGCCGAGUAUUAUAAUAAGGGUAGCGUGUGGGACAACUCCCCCUCAUGCCCGGACUCGCCCUCCUGGAGUACUGCACGUGCGGAUAAUUACGGCCGGCUCUGGGGCUGGGACAGCUCCCGCGGCACGAGCUGCGCCUACAAGAACGGAUCAGGGCAACCCGCAUACCCGCGGUAGUGAAGCUAAGCUGUUGGUAGGCUGCGAAGAUGGGGGUGCAUCAAACGCAGCGUGGGUCUAAUUCUAGAUGAUUUUCAGGCAUUUUGCAGGGAACUCGAAUGGUCGUGUGCUUGCGCAGGUGGUAGUUGGGCAGAGCCGAACGUCCAUGGACGGGAAGUUGUGGCUGGCAUUAAUGGGGGGUGGAAGACUUACUAGCCGCUAGGGUCGCGCUGCAGCGACCGCCCUUCAGCAGGACCUGGGCCUGGGGGUGGAGAUUGCCAUGGGGAGCACAUGAAUAAGUUGGUGUGCUAACACGCUUUUGAGAUGAAGGCUUCCGUGCAGCGGCUUUUGCACCUGCAGGGCAAUGUCGUGAAGCUAUACCCGGUUACCGGCAUACCAGUAAUUUGGCUUUAGUUGUGGUGGCUUAUGCAAGGAGGGAGUGGGGGGAAAGUGGAAACACAGGCGUGAAGAAAUGCCCCCGCGCGUGCCAAUGCGCGUCGGCGGCGCGAGGCGUGUACACACAUGCCGCGAACUUCUGCCAUCCGAGACUUUUUACUACUUACAUCGCAGACAAUUAUGCGUACUUAUGACUCGGGCAAAGGCCUGGGAAUUCGGGAAAGAGGAGACGCUACUCUGGAGAUUUAGCAUUCAUGUGUGGUGUGGGUAGAUUGUCGUAUGUGUGUGUAUGUGAUGCAUAAAAAAGAACGGGGGGGCUUUUCAUGGCGCUUCGGCGCAAUGGUGUCUCACAUCAUUAUAUUCGUUGCUGCGGAAAAGGGACGUCGUUGCUGCGAUGCGAUUCAAAAAGACUUUUAACAUAGCAAUUGUUGAAAGGCGGGUAAUAAACGAUUGUAGUGCGGCGUAUGGCACGUAUGAGGAGCAGGUAGCUUGUGUAAAGACGAUGACCU
This is a messenger RNA of Volvox carteri f. nagariensis, 3134 nucleotides long. RefSeq lists its product as uncharacterized. Gene Ontology annotation, molecular function: cellulose binding. The coding region runs from base 1 to 2250 and encodes 749 amino acids. Gene Ontology annotation, biological process: carbohydrate metabolic process. The record is from RefSeq and is a predicted model, not a curated record. The transcript is spliced from 12 exons. Lineage: Eukaryota; Viridiplantae; Chlorophyta; Chlorophyceae; Chlamydomonadales; Volvocaceae.